Molecule: messenger RNA, 456 nt
Organism: Cyclopterus lumpus (lumpfish)
Lineage: Eukaryota; Metazoa; Chordata; Actinopteri; Perciformes; Cyclopteridae
Product: transcription factor HES-5-like
Exons: 2
Coding region: 1-456 (151 amino acids)
Biological process (GO): regulation of transcription by RNA polymerase II; regulation of neurogenesis; anterior/posterior pattern specification
Cellular component (GO): nucleus
Molecular function (GO): RNA polymerase II cis-regulatory region sequence-specific DNA binding; DNA-binding transcription factor activity, RNA polymerase II-specific; protein dimerization activity
Source: RefSeq, a predicted model, not a curated record
AUGGAGCCAGCAGAGAUCAGAUUCUCUCUACAGAGACCUCUACAGCACAGAGAUCCAGACAUGGCUCCUACAAUCACUGCAGCAAUGACCAAUUCUCAGGAGCAUCUGACUCUGACCCACAAGAUCAGAAAGCCUCUGGUGGAGAAGUUACGCAGAGAGAGAAUCAACAGCAGCAUUGAGCAGCUCAAGUCUCUCCUGGAUCCAGAGUUCCUCAAACAGCAGCCAGACUCCAAGCUGGAGAAAGCAGACAUCCUGGAGAUGACCGUUUGUGUCCUGAGACGACUGCAGCAGCAGAAUCAACAGCAGAGAAGACUGAUGAACCACUUCAACAAGCUGCAGUCUUCCUCUGAUAAGAGCCUGAGAGAGGCUGACUUCUCUCCUCUGAGCUCCACAGUCCAGACCAGCAUCAGCAAAGAGAAGAGUCCAGUCAACAGCGCCCUCUGGAGGCCGUGGUAG